This is a messenger RNA of Raphanus sativus (radish), 2532 nucleotides long. Its product is annotated as proton pump-interactor 2. The coding region runs from base 420 to 2279 and encodes 619 amino acids. The transcript has 7 exons. NCBI's taxonomy places the organism in Eukaryota, Viridiplantae, Streptophyta, Magnoliopsida, Brassicales, Brassicaceae. The record is from RefSeq and is a predicted model, not a curated record.
UGUCUGAACCAAUCUCUCCUCUUCUCUCUCUCCAUUGAUAGAGAAUAAAAAACAGAGUUUCUUUCUCUCUCUUUUUAAAGAUCUUGGACAGAUACAUAAACUGAAACUUACAACUAUUGAGAACCCAUAUCUCCUAAUAUCUUGCUGUACAAAUAAUCUAUAUUUGCAAGGUGUGAAGGAAUGCUGUGGAGUACAGUUAAUAAAGAACGAGUCGUAACGGCGGAGUAGGAACGAUUUAGGUUGCUAUUAUUAGUUAAUCCAGGAUCCAAGAUCCGUUAUCCGAUCAGAUUUCAUAUUCAGACAAAACCCUAAAGAUAUUCUGAAGAAACUGUUUGAAACUCAUUUGAUUUCCAAGAUCUAUUGCCUCGAUAUCAGUUUCAUUCUCGCGGUUCUUACAGUAAGAAACAAGAACCUGAAAAAUGGGUGCGCAGAUUAUACUCUGUGACGGCUUCGAGGUGGUGUCUCCGCCGGAGAUGAGCGACCUAAUACUCUUCGGAAGCGACCAAUCAAGUGGCUCAACCUGCGGUGAAUCAACGGUCACCACCGAAGAAGACGGCACUGUGUUUUCAGGAGAUAGUUCGCCGGGAGGUGCUGCUGAAGAAGAAUGGCCUGAAGCUAAUAAGCCUUUCUCGUUCUACUUCGUUAAGCGACCGGCUUACGAUGAUUUCGAGAUCAAAGCCAAGAUCAACGAAGCUGAUUCAGAGAUCUACCAGUAUAAUAAACUCCGGAUUGAUAUCUCAAAUGCUCAGAAAACCGAAAGGGCUGAGAUUUCGUCUUUGUAUGCUAAAUUGGAGAGUUUGGGUCCAAAAUCAGAAGGAUAUAAAAUGGUUUUCGAGGAGAAGAAGAAGGAGUUUGAUGCUCUGCUGGAAGCUCUACGUAAUCAACGGUGCUCUAGCACAGACCAGCUUUGCUUUUCAAUGGACGAACUCAACCAUCUUAUUUACAUAGCACACUACGUGAUUGAACAUGGAAGCAUUGGUUUGGAGGAAGAACACUGGGUGCUUAAAGAGACAGAUAAGUCUAACGAGAUAGUAUCAAAUGAGGAUUCUCUUGUGCAGAAAGAAGCUUCCAUAGACCGUCUCAAGUUAAUGGCUGUGGAACUGAAUGAAGUAAAGAAGGAGCUUGAAGCCACUACAUGGAACAUUAACCGCUUGAGUGAAAAACUGGGACAGAUUCAGAACAAGAUGAUGAUGUUGGAUGUGGAAAUGGCGCACGUACUUGAGCUGAGAGACAGAUCAUAUGAAAGGAUUAAAAUGCUGAGGAUACAACGAGACAAAGGGAAUGCUGCGUAUUUCCAGAGCCUUGCUGUUAUGAGGAAAGCUAAAGAACUAGCUGCUUCUGGAAACGUUAGAGAUCUUGAAGUGUUCUCUAGCUCCGAGGUUGAUAGAUUCAUGACUAGUUGGAACAAUGACAAGGCUUAUAGAGAUGAUUACGUGAAAAGAAUCUCUCUUUCACUCUAUGAAAGAGAGCUGAGUUUAGAUGGACGGAUUAGAGAUCAAGAAAGCAAAGCUCAGGUUGUUCAAGAAAAGCAAGCUUUAGUGAAGAAUAAAAAAGAAGGAAUGGUGGUAAUGCACAAGAGGCAUAGAGAAGACUCCGGCUCCAACUCGUCUCAAGAUGGAACUGUAAUCACUGCUAAACAAAAGAAAGAAGUGAGGAAGAAGGUGAUAGAUUUCAACAGGUCAAGUGAUGAAGAGAGUGUAGUUACAGAUUUGGAGUUCCCGGUGUAUGAGAACCCGAAAAAGCAAGAAGAAGAGGUUGAUGAAGAGACUAUGAAGGAGAUGAAACGAGAAGAGCAGCUAGAGAAAGCUAAGUUAGCAAUGGAAAGGAAGAAGAAGCUACAAGAGAAAGCUGCUGCUAAAGCUGCUUUAAGAGCUCAAAAGGAAGCUGAAAAGAAACUCAAGGCAAAUUACAUAAUAUAUCAUAAUCUCUUUCUAUUCAUUUAUUCUGUUUUUUUCUUUUUUAACUCUUUAUUUUGUUUUCAGGAGUGUGAGAAGAAAGCUAAGAAGAAAGCUGCAGCAAACUCUUCUGAACUAGACAAAUCACAAGAAGUAAGCAAUGAGCUGGAAGAGGUUAGGAGUUUAGCAGUCUCAGGGAAAGAGAAGCAGAGAUCAAUGUUUCCAAAGAAGAGAAGUUUCAGGUACAAACACCGUGGAAGAGGAACUGAAGCUCUCCCUAAAGCCAUUCUAAACCGUAGAAGAGCACAUCAAUACUGGGUUUGGGGAGUUUCAUCUGCUGCACUUGCUCUCGCUCUCUCCCUUGGCGUUUUACUUUUACGGUGAACUGAAGAAGGAAAUGCACACUAAAAGGGUUUUGACUUUACCUGAUUGGAAGGAGGAGCUGCUUAAUAGACUUUCAAAGUUAGCUUAUAGUGUCAUACCCUUAGAUGUUAGUUGAUAUGUUUCUUUUAUUGUGGUCUGAAAAAACAAGAAGCAUUCACUAUAUAGUGAACACUAUGGAUUGAAAAUCCACUUUAUAGUUACAGUCAAGAGACUUGAUUGAUUACAUCUCCUGAGAAAUUACAAAUAAUAUCAA